AUGUCGGGAAAAUUUAAUGGCGUUCAAGCACAUAUUAAAGACACACACCCUUUAGCAAUUUAUGUACACUGUUCAGCACAUGUGUUAAACCUGUUAUUGAAAAGAAGUUGCAAAACUAGAUGGAUAGAACGAUUUCACGCAAUAAACGAUUUUCUAGAACUUUAUGAGUACGUCAUUGAAGCAUUGGAUACAAUUUCGGAAUGGGACGAUAACGAUACUUCGAAUAAAGCAAGACGUCUUAGAAGUUCUAUUUUAGGUAUAGAGUUUGUAAUAUCAUUAUUCGUACUAAACAAAGGUUUUAGUAUAGGUUUACCACUUUCAAAGUUCCUACAAAAAUCAAAUAUCGAUCUUAAAUCGGCUGUACAAUUAGCAAAUGAUACACAAAAAGAAUUACAAGAGGCUAUGGCUAUGUGUAACCAGUCAAUUUAUCCAAACAUAUUUAAACUUCUUCAAAUCUUAGUCACGCUACCUGUUUCCUCUGCAACAAAUGAAAGAACAUUUUCAAAUUUAAAAAGAAUAAAAACGUAUCUAAGAAAUUCCAUGUCAGAGGGAAGAUUGAACGGUUUAGCGAUGUUAUCAAUAAAUAAAAACUAUUCAAUAAAACCGGAAGAAGUUAUUGAAGAACUGGCGAGGAAAAAAAGACGUUUACCUUUUUUAUUAUAA
This is a messenger RNA of Sipha flava (yellow sugarcane aphid), 663 nucleotides long. RefSeq lists its product as uncharacterized. The record is from RefSeq and is a predicted model, not a curated record. Bases 1 to 663 code for a protein of 220 amino acids. NCBI's taxonomy places the organism in Eukaryota, Metazoa, Arthropoda, Insecta, Hemiptera, Aphididae. The transcript is spliced from 3 exons. Gene Ontology annotation, molecular function: protein dimerization activity.